Messenger RNA from Dama dama (fallow deer), 1539 nucleotides. RefSeq names its product mitochondrial-processing peptidase subunit beta-like. The record is from RefSeq and is a predicted model, not a curated record. Gene Ontology annotation, molecular function: metal ion binding; metalloendopeptidase activity. Lineage: Eukaryota; Metazoa; Chordata; Mammalia; Artiodactyla; Cervidae. Gene Ontology annotation, cellular component: mitochondrion.
AACUGAGACGAUGGCGGCGGCGGCCCGAGCGGUGCUGUUUUCUGCGGCGCGGCGGCAGCUCUGCGGUUUCACAGAGAGGCUCCUGAUCCGGGGCGCUGCUGGGAGGUCAUAUUUUGGAGGAAACAGAUUGAGAAGUACACAGGCUGCUACACAAGUUGUUCUGAAUGUUCCUGAAACGCGAGUAACCUGUUUGGAGACUGGACUAAGGGUGGCCUCUGAAGACUCUGGGCUUUCAACACGCACAGUUGGGCUCUGGAUUGAUGCUGGAAGUCGAUAUGAAAAUGAGAAGAACAAUGGAACAGCUCACUUUCUGGAGCAUAUGGCUUUCAAGGGCACCAAAAAGAGACCCCAGUUAGAUCUGGAACUUGAAAUUGAAAAUAUGGGUGCUCAUCUCAAUGCCUAUACCUCCAGAGAGCAGACUGUAUAUUAUGCCAAAGCAUUCUCUAAAGAUUUGCCAAGAGCUGUAGAAAUUCUUGCUGAUAUAAUACAGAACAGCACAUUGGGAGAAGCAGAGAUUGAACGUGAACGUGGAGUAAUUCAGAUGCAGAAAGUUGAAACCAAUUUACAAGAAGUUGUUUUUGAUUAUCUUCAUGCCACAGCUUAUCAAAAUACUGCACUUGGACGGACACUUUUGGGACCAACUGAAAAUAUCAAAUCUAUAAAUCGUAAGGACUUAGUGGAUUAUAUAACCACACAUUAUAAGGGGCCAAGAAUAGUACUUGCUGCUGCUGGAGGAGUUUCCCAUGAUGAGCUGCUUGAGUUAGCAAAAUUUCAUUUUGGUGAAUCUUUGUCCACACACAAAGGAGAAAUACCAGCUCUGCCUCCGUGCAAAUUCACAGGAAGUGCGAUUCGAGUGAGGGAUGACAAGAUGCCUUUGGCACACCUUGCAGUAGCUGUUGAAGCUGUUGGUUGGGCACAUCCAGAUACAAUCUGUCUCAUGGUUGCAAACACACUGAUUGGCAACUGGGAUCGCUCUUUCGGAGGAGGAAUGAAUUUAUCUAGCAAGUUGGCCCAGCUUACCUGUCACGGCAACAUCUGCCAUAGCUUCCAGUCUUUCGAUACUUCCUACACAGAUACAGGAUUGUGGGGAAUCUAUAUGGUUUGUGAACCAGCCACUGUUGCAGAUAUGCUACAUGUUGUUCAAAAAGAAUGGAUGUGACUAUGUACAAGUGUCACUGAAAGUGAAGUUGCACGAGCCAAAAAUCUUCUGAAAACAAACAUGUUGCUGCAACUUGAUGGUUCCACUCCCAUCUGUGAAGAUAUAGGUAGGCAGAUGCUUUGCUAUAAUAGAAGAAUUCCCAUCCCUGAGCUUGAAGCAAGAAUUGAUGCUGUAAAUGCUGAGAUAAUUCGAGAAGUGUGUACCAAAUAUAUUUAUGAUAAGAGUCCAGCUGUUGCUGCUGUUGGUCCUAUUGAGCAACUACCAGAUUUUAACCAGAUUUGCAGUAACAUGCGCUGGCUUCAUGAUUAAAAAUGCUCCUAAUAAACAUUUGGAACAUUAUAAAACUGAGACCCGUAAGUCAUAAAGAAAAAAAAAAUCUA